Messenger RNA from Lingula anatina, 3336 nucleotides. RefSeq lists its product as uncharacterized. The record is from RefSeq and is a predicted model, not a curated record. Lineage: Eukaryota; Metazoa; Brachiopoda; Lingulata; Lingulida; Lingulidae.
UUGAUGUGCAGUGGGAAGGAAUGUGGCGACGGAGAAUUUAUCGAUAUUUUUCAUUGCCCUUUCCGAUAUUUAGCAUUGCCUGUAAAUACCAAGGUGGGGCACAACGCCAUGCACCUUUCAACAGUAUGUCUCCAGGUUUUGGUUCUGCGAUACUGACAUUUGCGGUAUAAUCUUACUGCAGUAACACGGCGGCAAAGUUUGGGGGAAAUUAAAAUCCACUGCUGCAUGCCGCGUCUGUUAAAUUUCCCCUUCUUCCAUUUUCGGCACUAGUACUGCUCUGAGGAAUGAAACAUGCCAGGUCAUCAUACAAGGAACCGCUGUAACUGCAGCUAUCAUGGGUGCAUAGAGAAGCUUUGGGUGUACCUAAUGUUUGGUGUGGCUGACAUUGUGGUAGGGUUUAUGUUGGGAGUGGUGUAUUUCAGUGUCAGGGCGCUGACCACAUCACUCCAGUAUACUGAGACCAUUCCAACCUAUGCUAAUGCCAUCAUAGCAUUCUGUGCUGGCACUUUUGUGAUUUUACUAAACAAAAGGAGAAAUAAAAUAGUGGUAUGCACUGUGAUCAUGUUCUGCAGCACCUGUACAGUGAUGCACUCUGUGUCGGGCUUGACCACUGGUUUCAAGACUAUUAUCUCCUUGACUAGCUUCAGUCGCUGCGUAUAUAGUGCCAAGCAGACCAUGUGUCAUUGUUAUGUGUGGAGAAAGAAUGUUACAGAUUAUACAGAGGAAUCUGAAUACUUUUUCUACAAUGCUCCAAACUGUGGUGUUAUACAGAACAACUUGGUGGACUUCAUGUAUGCUCUGUGUGCCCUGUACACUGCAGGUACUCUUCUGGGGAUUCUUGGCAUACAUCUCAGUUUGGUAGUGUUUAGAACAGAGAAGGAGAGACAAAAACAUUACGAGGAAGAAUACUACUUUCCAAGUUGUGAAGAACAAAACGAAAAUGUCAGGAACUGUUCCCAAGAGAGGUCCAUCACAGGAAGUCCGUCCCAAGUAUCAAGAUGUGGUGCUAUGCAGGGUACCAACCCUUCAGCUAGUCCCCCUGUCAGUGGCCCCUUUAGUCGUAGAAUCAUGCUCCCUGGGGAACCCCAGUUACGCCUGUUGGGAGUACGUCGAAGUGAAAGUCUAGUCCGCACUGGUCGUGAAAACACUGGUCCAACUGAUGGAGAAAAUGCUCCGAGUGGAUUAAGAAAUGCCUCUGUUGAAAAUGUCCAUCAAAAUUCUUAUAGUAGUCCAGUUACAACAAAUUCCAAUGUGUAUGACUUAGGUUAUCCAUAUUAUGGAAAUUUUCCCCUUAUAUGCAGUGGGGGCUAUAUUUUACCAGCUCAACCAUUCCAGCGUUUGCCAUCCUGCCAUGAACCUUUACCUCCCCAUCCAUUGCAAAGAUCGAGAAAUCCGUCCGACACGCUCCUAUCUUGUCCCAUUCCUAGGUUACCAGCAACUAAUGCUUCACGUCUGCCUCCAAGACCACUUAGAAGAGGAGCCAGUGUUGGAGCAGCAGAUAAUGCCCAACGAGUUUUGCAACGUCAUGCAACCUCAAGUCAUAACAGAUUUGGAAGAAGGUUGAAUAGAUCAAGUAGUUUUCAUAGCACAGUUCCACAGUCACAUCUUGGCACAUUACCUCUGGCCCAACUGCCACAAUCUGACAUUGAAGCAGAACCAUUUGGGUGGAUGCAUUUCUUUGCCGGGUUUUCUCAUUUUGUUCCUAUGCCCCCAGGAACCGUGCCAAUCCCCUUUGAUCCACCUCCCCCUUAUGCUCAGCCACCACCUUAUGCAGAAAAUGACCCAGUUCAGGAAAAUGCAUCCCAAAAUAGCUCCAAUAGGGAAGGAGAGGGUGGAGACAGUGUUAUAAGCUCAGCCAAUACAGUUGGUAAUUCGGUGGUAUCAAAUAGUGAUAACAAUGCUAGUGACUUAGGGAGACCAAGCUCUGACACUCAGUCUGUAGAUGUAACAGUGACGGUUAUUUAGAAUUCUAAAUUAGAAUUUUAACACUGUUUACACUGCCCAAGCAAUGUUUUAAGUAUGUGCACUCAUACUUUUGUUUAAUAUUUAAAUAUUUAACUGAUACAAGUUUACUUUUGAAUGGAAUCUCAUAAGAUUCUGUCAAGACAUUGUUUGAAUUCAAGGUGUUCUCUUUCCUAUUUUCCAAAGUCAUGAUUGUAAAUUUGACUUACUUCUGUAUGUGCCAAUUUUGCUUUUAAAUUUUGUAUUUCAGUAUUUAACUGAUACAAGUUAACUUUUUAAUGGAAUCUCACAAGAGUCUGUUGAGACAUUGUUUGAAUUCAAGGUGUUCUCUUUCCUAUUCUCCCAAGUCAUGGUUGUAAAUUCCAUUUACUUUUGUAUGUGCCAAUUUUGCUUUUUAAUUUCAUAUUUCAAUAUUUAACUGUUACAAGUUUACUUUUUAAGAAGACUGGUAAGACAUUGUUUGAAUUCAAGAUGUUCUCUUUCCGAUUCUCACAAGUCAUGAUUGUAAAUUUGACUUACUUCUGUAUGUGCCAAUUUUGCUUUUUAAUUUCAUAUUUCAAUAUUUAACUGAUACAAGUUAACUUUUUAAUGGAAUCUCACAAGAGUCUGUUAAGACAUUGUUCGAAUUCAAGGUGUUCUCUUUCCAAUUCGCCCAAGCCAUGGUUGCAAAUUCGAUUUACUUUUCUCUGUGCCAAUUUUGUUUUUUUAUUUCAUAUUUCAAUAUUUAACUGUUACAAGUUUACUUUUUAAGAAGUCUGGUAAGACAUUGUUUGAAUUCAAGAUGUUCUCUUUCCAAUUCCCCCCAAGUCAUGGUUGCAAAUUCGAUUUACUUUUCUAUGUGCAAAUGUUGCUUUUUAAUUUCAUAUUUCAAUAUUUAACUGUUACAAGUUUACUUUUUAAGAAGUCUGGUAAGACAUUGUUUGAAUUCAAGAUGUUCUCUUUCCAAUUCCCCCCAAGUCAUGGUUGCAAAUUCGAUUUACUUCUCUAUGUGACAAUUUUGCUUUUUAAUUUCAUAUUUCAAUAUUUAACUGUUACAAGUUUACUUUUUAAGAAGUCUGGUAAGACAUUGUUUGAAUUCAAGAUGUUCUCUUUCCAAUUCCCCCCAAGUCAUGGUUGCAAAUUCGAUUUACUUCUCUAUGUGACAAUUUUGCUUUUUAAUUUCAUAUUUCAAUAUUUAACUGUUACAAUUUAACUUUUAAAUGGAAUUUCACAAGAGUUGUCAAGACACUGUUUGAAUUCAAGAUGUUCUCUUUUCAAUUUCCCCCAAGUCAUGGUUGUAAAUUUGAUUUACUUCUGAAUGUGCCAAUUUUACAUUUGCAUCAAAGUAGAUUUUCUUCACUUUUUAUGUACUAUUAACCCUUGCAAUUUAAUGAA